CAAGGUCAUGGGGCCUAUUUGUUGAAGGGACAACUUGCUGACGUAUUACAGUGCACUGUCGGAAACAUCGCCUCUGGCCAAACUGUGAUGAUCAAAACCACAUAUGUCACGGAGCUUAAACAUGAUACCGAUUCUGAACAAAUACGAUUCAUCUUACCUACUGCCAUUGCCCCAAGAUAUGGAUCUCCGCACGACAAUCGAGUCCUAUUCACAUCACAUUCUACCGCAGUCAACCUUGAUGGAGAUUCUAAAGUUGCAAGGGUUACUUUAUCAGAUGUUACUUAUUUAGAAAAAGAUUUCAUAUUGAUCGGGGACAAUGAGUGGAGAGCCAUUCAAAAAGCGAUACAAACUCUCCAACUGUUGGUUCGUUCUCUUCCAGAAGGCUGUUAUUUUAAUGUGAUAUUAUUUGGUUCUGAUUACGAUUCAUUAUUCCCGCAAAGUCAACUUUAUUCCGAAGUCACUCUUACCCAGGCUCUCGAUCAUGCUAAAGCCAUGAGCGCCAAUUACGGCGGUACCGAAAUCCAUGAUCCACUAAAAUGGUCAUUUGACAGUUCUAUAUUCAAUAUGCAAACAUCCGUUUUUCUCUUUACUGACGGAACGUCGAGACAUUAG
Acaulospora morrowiae is the source of this 612-nucleotide messenger RNA. The record is from the annotation of a GenBank genome assembly. NCBI's taxonomy places the organism in Eukaryota, Fungi, Glomeromycota, Glomeromycetes, Diversisporales, Acaulosporaceae.